Molecule: messenger RNA, 1843 nt
Organism: Paramecium pentaurelia
Lineage: Eukaryota; Ciliophora; Oligohymenophorea; Peniculida; Parameciidae
Source: the annotation of a GenBank genome assembly
UCAUGAUACGACCAGGUUCAUCUAUGAGUAAAGCUAAACAAACAAAAGUUUCUGCUCCAGUAGGAGGAGGAUUAGGUGUAAAAGUAGUUGAAUAAAAAAUGCCAACACUUGAAGAUUAUGUAAAAAAUAGAGAUUGGGUUGGAGCAGUUGCUCUAUUGGAGAAUGAAUAAAAGUAAUUAUUUAUUAAGAAAAAUAAGUUUUAAUGAUUCACGUGCUGAACCUAAGUUAUGGCUUGCAUAUGCUUACUUUCAUAAUGGUGAUUACAAGUAAGAAUUAUAUUAGUAAAUCAAAAAGGAAAGCAAUUUAAGUUUAUGAUUAGAUGAUGAGCAAACCAGAUUAUAAUAAGGAGAUUCAUGUGUAUAAAGCAUGUUGUUAUUAUGCACUUUGCUAAUAUGAGGAUUCAAAAAGAGAAUGCUCAAAAGGACCUGAAACUCCUUUGGCUGUCAGAUUGUAUAAAUUUUGAGAUAUAAAGAUAAUUUCAUAUUGCACAUAAAAAAAAUGAUGAGAAAAAUCUAAUGACUUAUCAUCAUAAGAUUUCUGAAAAUGUUCAUGAUUAAUUAUGCCUAGCUGCUAUACAUUAUUUAAGAGGACAUUAUGAAGAAGUAUAUAAUUUAAAUUAAAAUAUAUAGGCAACAGAUGCAUACAAAAAAUUACUUUUAGAGAAUAGAGAAUAUACAGCUAUUAAUGUUUAUGUGGCUUUGUGUUAUUAUAAAAUGGAAUAUUUUGAUGUCUCAAUUGAAAUCUUACAGUCAUAUUUAAAUCAAUAUCCAACAAGUGUUACUGCUGUUAAUUUGAAAGCAUGCAAUUAAUUUUCCUUAUAUAGUGGAAAGGCAUCAGAAGAGAUUAUGAAACCUCUUUAAUAAGCUUAUGAAGGAGGAAACGUAUUUGCUGAUAACGAUUUAUUAAGACAUAAUUUAGUAGUUAUGAGAGGAGGUGAAAAUGCUCUGUAAACAUUGCCUCCUUUAGUUGAAAUCUUUCCAGAAGCCAAAUUAAAUCUAAUUAUUUAUUAUUUAAAAAACGAUGAAGUCUAAGAAGCUUAUAAUUUAGUGAAAGAUCUUUAGCCUACUUCACCUAAAGAAUACAUACUAAAAGCAAUUGUAUAUGCUAUGAAAGGACAAUCAAAUUCAGAAUCAAAAGAGGCAUUAAAAACUGCUUAAUAACUAUUUUAAUUGGUAGGAUCAUCUGCUAGUGAAUGUGAUACAAUUCCAGGAAGAUAGUGUAUGUCUUAAUGUUUCUUUUUAUGCAAAUAAUUUGAGGAUGUUUUAGUUUAUUUAAAAUCAAUUAAGAAUUAUUUCUCAAAUGAUGAUGAUUUUAAUUGGAAUUAUGGAAUUUCAUGUGCUGGUGUUGGAGAUUAUAAAGAAGCUGAAGAAUCUCUAAUUGCAAUAUAAGCUGAGAAAUAUAAAGUAUUGAUUAUAAAAUAAAUAGUCUGAUGAUUGUUAUUUAAAAUGGAUGACAAGAACUUUCAUUAUGAAUGGAAAACCUAAGUAUAUUAAUUUUAUCAUCUUAUAGAGAGGCUUGGGAAUUAUAUUUGAAUAUGGAUCCAUCUUCAGAAUCAUUCUAAAUUUUACAACUUAUUGCUAAUGAUUGUUAUAAAAUGGGCCAUUUUUAUUAUGCUGCAAGAGCAUUCGAUAUAUUAGCAAGAUUAGAUUCAGAUAAUGAAUAUGAGGAUGCUUUAAAAGGAUCUGUUGUUGGAGUAUUUUAAAUGGUUAUAGCAUCCAAAGCAACCUUAGAUUAAUUACUUGAAGUUAUGAACUUAUUAACAACUUUAGGGGAGAAUCCUUAAGUUGAAUAUAUCAUAACAAUCAUAAAAAAAUGGGGAAAGUAAAAUAACUGGAAAAUCUGA